Tigriopus californicus is the source of this 2947-nucleotide messenger RNA. Its product is annotated as fatty acid CoA ligase Acsl3-like. Gene Ontology annotation, cellular component: endoplasmic reticulum; plasma membrane; lipid droplet. The coding region runs from base 588 to 2735 and encodes 715 amino acids. Gene Ontology annotation, molecular function: palmitoyl-CoA ligase activity. Gene Ontology annotation, biological process: long-chain fatty acid metabolic process; long-chain fatty-acyl-CoA metabolic process; neuron differentiation. The transcript has 3 exons. NCBI's taxonomy places the organism in Eukaryota, Metazoa, Arthropoda, Copepoda, Harpacticoida, Harpacticidae. The record is from RefSeq and is a predicted model, not a curated record.
GAUCAGACAUUGGACAUCAUGAUCAAGAAUAUUAACAAUAUUGGAAAGACUCAUGGGAAGAAUCUCUUUUUGCUUUUAUCACCUGUCUUGUACUCCAAAAGCUCUUUUGAAGCUCCAAGCAAUAAUUAUCAUCAGAGAAAAGCAAAAUGAAAAUAUUGCCGAGUCCCUUUACGAGUACUAACGAAACUGAUAAUUGUUCUCUAUACGUCGAACCUUGCAAUCCACAAGCUCAGAGUGCAAGAAGGUAUCAUUAAAAUGAAUCUUGUAUCAGGCUAAGAAUGCAUGCAAGAUAACUGAAUUGAGCGCAAGUGGAAGUAACUGAAAUAAUCUCGACUGACCAGUUUUAGGGGUCCAGUGAAAAUAGCAACUAGAAACUAAGACUCCACCAUCCUCGGUGCUCCUUGGUUAAAUAAUCAUUUGUCAACGAGGUGCAAAGUUCAACAGGAAUUCCACUUCCACCUCAUCUCGGGGAGACAUCCACUACUGGCCGUCCAUGUGAUCGUCAAUCUUGACCACCAGUCUGAGAAAGAUCGUCCUCAGACUCAGAUUUGAAUUUUGGGGUCUCUCAUUCUUCACAUCCCUGGACGAUGGCUUCCUCCGACAUCAUGCUCAUGGUCCUCCAGACCAUCAUGAUGAUCUGGGAUUUCAUCACCUAUCCGAUCUAUCAGAUGCUGCAAAAACCUUGGGAGAAAGUUCGCAUGAUUGAAAAGACCUUUGCCAAACCUGUAAAGACCUCGGAUCAAGAGAUCGUUUACGAGGCUGCGGAAAAGCAGCGUGCCUUGUUCGAUGACAUGCUGAGGGCCAAGUGUGAUACCAUGGACAAGGCCUGGCGAUGGUCUGUGAGCAAGUAUGGCUCUAGGAGUUUGUUGGGGACUCGGGAUAUCUUGGCUGAGGAGGACGAAGUUCAGCCCAAUGGCAAGAUCUUCAAGAAGUUUAUCCUCGGAGACUAUCGUUGGAUCUCUUACGAAGGUGUGGACACAACUGCGGAUCAUUUUGGAAAAGGUUUGAGGGAUCUGGGCAUGACCUUCCAGGAUAAGGUGUGUGUCUUUGCUGACACCAGGAACGAGUGGUUUAUCGCUGCUCAAGCUUGUUUCAAGCAAUCCUUUGCCUUGGUCACUUUGUACACCAAUCUGGGCGAGGAAGCAGUGGAACACGGCGUGAAUCAGACCCAAGUGUCCCAUAUAAUUACCUCCCAUGAUCUUCUACCCAAAUUCCGAAGCAUCCUCAAGAACACCCCCACGGUCACCAAGGUCAUCUAUUUCGAAGAUCAAGUCAAGUCGACCGAUACCACGGGAUUCCCAGACAAUGUGGAAAUCAUUCCAUUUUGGGAUGUCGUUUCCAGGGGCAAAAAGCUGGUCGAUGAUCCCAAAAUGCAGCCUUCCCCACCAUCACCCAACGAUACGGCCAUUGUCAUGUACACUAGUGGAUCCACAGGUGUCCCUAAGGGCGUCGUUUUGUCACAUAAGAACAUGUUCUCCACUUUGAAAUCCGUAAUGUUAUCCAUCGACAUCCAAGCCACCAAAGAAGACACCUUCAUUGCCUUCCUGCCGUUGGCCCAUGUCUUGGAGUUGUUGUGCGAGAGCAUGAUGUGCAUGUUUGGUGUCAAGAUCGGCUAUUCUACCCCCAAUACCCUCAUCGACAAAUCUUCCAUGGUGAAGCGCGGCUCCAUGGGCGAUGCCACCAUCUUACAACCCACGAUCAUGGCAGCAGUGCCACUCAUUCUUGACCGUGUGUACAAGAGCAUCACCGAGGCCGUAGCAAAGAAAGGACCCGGAUUCGACCGCAUUUUCAAGUAUUGCUACGACUACAGAAUGAAAGCCAUCCUCAAAGGCGAAUCGACCCCCAUUUUGGACGCUUUGCUCUUCAGAAAUUUCCGAUCCCUUUUUGGCGGCCGUCUAAAACUUAUUGUAGCUGGUGGAGCGCCUUUGUCUAAGGAGACGCACGAUUUCAUUCGAAAUUGCAUGGGAUGUCCUGUCUUGCAAGGCUACGGUUUAACGGAAACCACGGCUUGUGCAUCCCUCAUGGAAAUGUGCGAAAUGUCCACCGAAGCGGUUGGUCCGCCAAAUCAGGGUGUCCAAAUCAAGCUGAUCAAUUGGGAAGAAGGGAACUACAGGGUGACGGAUCAACCCCGACCACGUGGUGAGAUCGUGAUUGGAGGAAAUACGGUCGCGGAUGGGUAUUAUUUGAUGCCAGAGAAGACAGCCGAAGAUUUCUAUGAAUCCAAUGGGCGAAGAUGGUUUAAAACUGGCGAUGUGGGACAAUUUGAGCGUAAUGGAACACUGAGAAUCAUUGAUCGGAAGAAGGACUUAGUCAAGCUUCAGUUCGGCGAAUAUGUCUCUCUGGGGAAGGUAGAAGCUUGCUUGAAGACUUGUCCUAUUGUCGACAACGUUUGCAUCUACGGAGAGUCUUCAAAAUCGUACACGGUGGCUCUGGUUGUGCCCGAUCAAGGUCAAAUGAAGGUUCUGGCCAAGAAAUUCGGCAAGGACAACUUAUCGCACGAGGAGCUGUGUGAGGAUCACGAUAUCACGGGAGGUGUUUUGCGAGAGCUCGUGAACCAUGGGAAGAAACAUAAGUUGGAAAAGUUUGAGAUCCCCGGGGCCGUGAGUCUUUGCAAAGAGCUUUGGGCGCCAGAAUCGGGAUUGGUCACCGCCGCAUUCAAAUUGAAGAGGAAACCUAUCCAGGAAUUCUACCAAAGAGACCUCGACCGCAUGUAUGGAUCUGCGGGUGGCAAAUAAAUUGGGGUCAUGAUGGGCGUAUGUGCGUUCAAACCAACAUCUGUGUCCGCUUGACAAUCCGGACGCUAUUUAUGACAUGCUCAAAAAACUUUGUUUUAUUGCAAUUAACCUAUCAAUAUAUAAACAGUGAGGUCUCGUCAACCUCUCAUGAUGUUCAAAGUGUGAAUGUGAGAAUGAGGAAAAUACACCAAAUUGUUUUUGUUGCAAUCGCA